Messenger RNA from Gastrolobium bilobum, 557 nucleotides. Its product is annotated as putative lipid-binding protein AIR1B. Lineage: Eukaryota; Viridiplantae; Streptophyta; Magnoliopsida; Fabales; Fabaceae. The transcript has a single exon. Bases 43 to 438 code for a protein of 131 amino acids. The record is from RefSeq and is a predicted model, not a curated record.
AGUAGCAUUUUAAAGUUAGUAACUUUUAACAUCUUUGGUGAAAUGGCUUCCAAGACUGCUCUUCUCCUAUCUCUCAAUCUCCUCUUCUUCACUGUGGUUAGCUCCACCUAUGUUCCAUGUCCUCCACCCCCCAAAGGUCACAAACACCCACCUGUCCCAAAGCCACCUUCUUCAAAGCAACCAAGUUGCCCCAAAGACACCCUUAAGUUCGGAGUGUGUGUUGAUCUGUUGGGUUUGGUGAACGUGCAGCUUGGAAAGCCACCAAAGACACCAUGUUGCUCCCUCGUUGAGGGUCUUGCUGAUCUUGAAGCUGCUGUGUGCCUUUGCACCGCUCUCAAAGCUAACUUGCUGGGUCUCAACCUCAAUGUUCCAAUCAGCUUGACAUUGCUACUCAAUUACUGUGGAAAGGGAAUCCCCGAGGGAUUCGUGUGUGCUUAAAUAGGGCACUUCAUCGUAUAAUAUAUAGUUUCUUCAAGUUUAAUAAGUAUGUCAUAAGGUUCUAUUUUGCCAUGUUCGUUGUUCACCGUGCUUUGUACUUUGUACUUUGCUAUCCUCUC